Messenger RNA from Octopus sinensis (East Asian common octopus), 3419 nucleotides. RefSeq lists its product as uncharacterized. Gene Ontology annotation, molecular function: calcium ion binding; Notch binding. The transcript is spliced from 9 exons. The record is from RefSeq and is a predicted model, not a curated record. Gene Ontology annotation, biological process: cell communication; Notch signaling pathway. Lineage: Eukaryota; Metazoa; Mollusca; Cephalopoda; Octopoda; Octopodidae. The coding region runs from base 192 to 3356 and encodes 1054 amino acids. Gene Ontology annotation, cellular component: membrane.
CCAUUUGAUCGGCGUCGGGGUGGAGUUUGUGUAUUAGAGAGUUUUAUAAAAUGAUCAGCCAUCGCUAAGUUUAUGCAUCUAAUUGACAAUCGUCUGCUAUAAGCAAUUUUUUUUGUUUGUUUGCUCAAUUAUUUUUAUACGAUUCGUAUCUAUUCUUUCGCCUGUCAACAAUUAUUUUUUUUUUAUCAAACAUGUCUUACCGCUGGAUAAUUAUUUUCCAACGAUUAGUUAUCGAGGUGUUGCUCAUAAUUUGUGGUGCCAAAGCAAAAGGUACAGCAGAAAUAAAAUUGCUUAAGUUUGUCAAUCCAACUGGAAAUACUUUUUACGGUUCAUGUUGUGAUUACAAGGGAUUUUGGUCUUUCGAAUGUACCGAAUGCGACCAUGCGUUCAAGAUAUGUAUCGGGAACACAACAGAGUCAAGUAGCAUGGACACAUGUGAAUUUGGGAAGCAAACUACAGGAGCAGUAAAGAAAAAUGAAAUUCAAUUUACCUCUGACAUCGGUGGAACUAAAAACCCUCUAAAAUUCUCCAUCAACACCAUGCCGAGCUUCAUGAAAAUCAAAAUUGAUGUGAUAGAUCAAGAUGGUUUUGGAAACUUUGAUUUCAUUGAUCAUUAUGAAUAUCCAAUAUUCCCCACCAAUUUGACCAAUCAACAAGAUUCUGCAAGUCAGGAGCUGGAACUAAUUGGUGAAAAUUCUGAAUUGCAGCUUGAAAUAAAAGAAUACUGUAAUGACGAUUACUACGGUUCAACAUGCGAUGUCCAUUGUAUAGAACGGGAUGAUGACGAUGGCGGCCAUUAUACAUGUGAUAAACAUUCAGGAAAGAAAAUCUGUAAUCCAGGAUGGUCAGGUGAAUCAUGUCAAAACAAUAUUGACGACUGCGUGGGAAACGGUUGCAAGUUCGGUUCAACAUGUGAAGAUAAACUCGGAUUUUAUACCUGUACCUGCCCAGCAGGUAUAACAGGUCGCUACUGUGAAGCAGAAAUUAACGAAUGUGCAUGGUUCCAUUGUCUCAACGGAGGUAGAUGUCAGGAUGGUCGCGCGUCCUUUUUAUGUAUCUGUCCUGCAAAAUAUACAGGGUCUCGGUGUGAACGAGAAAUCAAUGCUUGUGACAGUUCUCCUUGUUUAAAUCAGGCUACAUGCAGUGUAGGAAAUGACUCUUCUUUGUUUAUCUGCGAAUGUAUAGAAGGCUACACUGGUAGAUUUUGUGAAACUUCAAGAGACAACUGCCAACAAAACAACUGCCUUAACGGUGCAACCUGCAUUGACCUACAAAGCGGUUAUGACUGUCGAUGUGCUCCUGGUUUUACUGGUUCGAGAUGUGAAGUCGAUGUUAAUGAAUGUAGCAGCGACCCGUGUUUACAUGGUGGCAUUUGUUACGACAGAGUGAAUAGCUUUAGAUGUGAUUGCCCGAAGGAAACCAGUGGAGAAAUGUGUGAAGAUAAUUAUCUCUCAUCAUCAAUUAGCGUUACUACCGAACGUGACAGUAGUCAUCAAUAUACAGUCAAAUCUAAUUCCUCUGACGUAAUAUCUACAGAAAAGCAAUCUGUAGAUAUAUUUAUCCCAACAAGUACAAAUACCAGCAUUUUAAAAAUAUACACUACAGAAAGCACCCAGUUAAACGUAACUCAAGAAUUAAAUCAAAGUGGGACAAUUGAAUAUGGAUUAACCACCAAUUCUUCUGAUUUUCUUCUUGAUAAAAGUAACGCCACCUUAACUACAGUAUCGUCGGAAUCUCAUACGGUUAAAUAUAACUCGAAGGAUAUCACUUCAGCAACAGAAGGCUUGCUUUUGGCAACUAUCAAUGCUUCAAAUCCACAAACUGUUGAACCGUUUUAUGUGCCUGUCACUGUAGUCACAGAGAAACCCAUAGUGGUUACUGAUUGUUUGGUUAUCAAAACAUUCCGAUCCAAUAAACUAAACCAGAUACUCUCACAAAAUAAAAAAUACACUGUUUGUUGGUGGGUCUAUGAUUCCAUCUUGCCACCCAUGUCUAACCCUGGUACAAGAUAUACUGAAAACCAGAACGAAGCGUAUAUUUGGUUUGAAGACACUAUGAACGAUUUAUUGCCUUUAACUUCAAAAUCGACUGCAGUAAAUAUAAACAGAGACGAAAUAUUGUCAUAUUUAAAAAAUAGUUUACAAAUAAUUGAUAACAGCUCUGAAAAUAAAUUUUCACACAAUUUAGUUGAUACACCAUGUAUUCAAAUUUGGAUGAAAGCAAAACGGAGAGGAUACGGGUAUUUGAACACAAAACGGGGAGAUCCAAAUGUUGAAUAUAAAAGCAAGUUGAAUGUUAAACGAAGAUUUCUAUCAUCUAAGAUGCUUUACUGCAAACAAAACUAUAACUUGGCUGUUACAACAGAUACAAAAGGCUUGCGGAAUGAAACGAAACAAGCAUCAAUAUUGUCACAGUCAACGUCUAUGGAGAAGGAAACUACGAACAUAUCGACAUUACCACAGUCAACAUUAUUGACGAACAAAACCAGAUACAUAACAACAUUACCUCAAUCAACGUUAUUGACCAAUCGCUCCACACGCUUGCCAGCAUUAUUAGAACCAACUUCAUUGAAAACGAAAACCAUGCGUAUAUUAACAAUAUCGCAACCGGCGUUACAGAUAAACGAAACAAUUAUUAUGCCAACAAUAUCAGAAAUAAUUUCGCUGAAUAACAAGAGCUCACAAGUAUCGAAACUGCUACAAACAACGUCAGGGAUUAACAAAACAAUACACAUGACAAGACAUGCUGUUUCCACCUCACCGAAAGAAACGACCACUGUCGGAGUAAGACGGUUUCACUUACUUCUGAGGAAACUUAACAGAACUCAUUACCAGGAGCGCUUUUCAUCAAUCAUAAACAGAGAUGGCAACAAACCAAAAAUGGUGUUGACCGUUCUUCGGACAGCCAAGAGAAUCUACCAGGUUGGAUCUGACUCAGCUCGUAAAGUUUACAGAAAAACAAAACUUCUUCUGCAUAUGACAUUAAAGCAACUCUCUACAAUUUGGAUUUCCGUAAAAACUUUUGCAGUUCAACCGAUCUCUAAAACUCAGGAAACUAUUAGACAGACAUGGUUAAAGGUUAAUAAAGCAUUCACUAAAACUCGCCAAUUAUUACAAGAUGCUUAUAUGUUGGCACGGAAUAACUUCAAAAAUAUUUAUCAACGAAUGAAGGAAAACACUUCAAAUCUGUCAAGAGACAGCUAUCAGAAAUAUUACAAUUAUUACAACAGCUAUAGCAGAAAAAUUAACAAAGUAUCGAGAUAUUUUUCGAAUAUGUAUAAAAAUUAUACAAAUAAUUUGCAGAAAUAUUGGGAGAAAUUUAAUAAAUAUGGCAACGUUAAUAACAAACGCCGUUGAUGACAAUGUUUCUCUCUCACCAUCACUUCAACAUUCUUUCUUGGUUUCUGUCUGUCUUUCUGU